GAAACGCUUGCCAAACUUGUUUGCUAUAACUCUCGAAUACGAAGCUCCCCAUGUGCGUGUAAUGUGAUCGCAACUGGGACUGGGAAGUCCCGUCCACACAUCUAAGAAAAACCCGCGGUAUAUCAGCCAGAAUUGAUAAGCACACAGAAAUAAACAACGCAGUGGUUAUUACGGAUCAGUCGAUCGUUGUAAGUGCAAAACGCCAGUAGUGGUUGCGAGAGAAAUGGCAUCUAGUUUUAACUUUGGGGCGAUUUUGUUGAUGACCCUGCUGGCUGCUUGUUUCAGCGAGUGCUUCCAUUUCCCCGAUAAAGCCCAGCUCGAGCUGAGUGAUGUGUUGAACAAAAACUGUGGCGUGACGGCUUACGAGGAUCGAGAUCGUCCGCCCUAUGGCCGUUUCCAAGAAACGCCCUGGUUGGCACUGUUCUACUACCCGGAUGAUACGGUUCACUUCUGUCACGGAACGUUGAUCACCCCAAAUCACGUCCUGACAACCGCCGUCUGUGCGAAUAACGUUGCCGUGAAUGAUACCAUCAUUGUUUUGGGUGAAUAUGAUUUGAGCACCGAUCAGGACUGCGAGGGAAUAAAAUGUGCCGAUUCGGUCCAAAAGAGACUGGUGAAGAGCACGACGGUACACCCGGAUUAUAAUAAGGACACAUUCGAGAAUGACAUAGCCGUUGUUAUACUCAAUAUGGAUGUGGCACUGAGUGAAUCAAUCACACCCAUCUGCUUGCCGCUGAUUAAGUUCGAAAUCGGAACCAUCAACCAGCCGAAUGUGUACAACACUCUCUGGACGACCGAGGCUCGUCCCCAGCAGCACUGGAUGCGCUACGUCGAGCUGGACGAAUGCAAUAAGCUGGUCGGGGAUCGAAUCCAGCUGCACGAGGGUCAAAUUUGUGCACGGAGCUUCAACAACAAAACAAUCGAGAUGAUCGGUGGGGCCGGUUCGGCAUUGGAGGUCGAAUACCACAGCCGUACCUAUCAGGUGGCAAUGCUUUCCAUAGGGAUUCUUGACGCGGAGCCGGGAACUCCGUACGUGUAUGUCGAUGUCACAAAGUAUGUGAAGUGGAUCCACAAUAUGGUCAAGAAUAAUUGAACGAUCGACCGACUGAUCGUAUAUUUUUAA
This is a messenger RNA of Toxorhynchites rutilus septentrionalis, 1123 nucleotides long. RefSeq names its product CLIP domain-containing serine protease B4-like. NCBI's taxonomy places the organism in Eukaryota, Metazoa, Arthropoda, Insecta, Diptera, Culicidae. Gene Ontology annotation, molecular function: serine-type endopeptidase activity. The record is from RefSeq and is a predicted model, not a curated record. Gene Ontology annotation, biological process: proteolysis. The transcript has 4 exons. Bases 224 to 1093 code for a protein of 289 amino acids.